AUUUUUUCCCAAGACCUUGUACCAACCUUGUACCUCUUCAAGGGUCCAGGAAUAUUAGGCAUCGCGACUCAGAGCCACUCAUUGAAAUGCCCGCGAAACCCGCAAAGACUACAGUCCCAUCUUCCACACAUGAAGGCCAAUACGCGUUCUUCCCAUAUGCACGGUACACCUCCGUCGUGGGCGUUCACACCAGCCUUGUAGCGUUCACAGCCCUCUUCCUACCCCAGACUUCUCUCUUACUCUGGCCAUCACUCGCUGAUUCUGACCGUCCACAAUCCCAGUUUCAAGACGCACUGACAGAUAACCCAGUCAUAACACUCGCUUGGAUCGUUGCAGGGCUAGUGAUCCUCCAAGUAUGGUGGGCGGGGUGGAUCAGGCAGUGGUGUUUCGAGUAUACCUCUCGCGGCGGAACGAGUGACGAGAUUAAAAUGGACAGGUAUCAGUUCGAUCGGGGGAGAUUCUCGAGAUUAGGAAGAGCGGCUGCUUUCACUUCAUGUGUGGCCUUGGUGUUCCACGCAACUAUAUUGUUGUUCGGUGCUCCUUCUUCAAGUCACCUCCCUCAUACAUUCUUGCUGGCGAUCGUUCUAGCACUACUAUCCGCGUUCGCACCAGCUUAUGCACUGGGUUCCCCCUCCUUCUCCUCUGACGCUUCGGCCUUCAUCACCAGACUUAACUGGACACGUUUAUUCGCAGAGCUUUCCCCGCGAAAUCCGAUAGAAAAGGCUCUGGUUUAUCCUGCUGUUGCUACCCUCCUUGGCGCUUGGCUCGGUGCUCUUCCAAUCGCACUGGACUGGGAUCGACCAUGGCAGACCUGGCCGCUAACGCCUCUCUUCGGAGGGAUCGCAGGCUAUAUAAUCGGAUCUCUCUUAGCGCUUUCCAACAGUCGGAGAAGCAGAAAACCACCUGAGGCACUGAUUUUAGUUCCUUCUUGAGUUCUAGACAUCUGUCAAUCACUCUUUUGCGACCAGGCCCUUCUAUGCGAGUACGAGGUCGGUAUUAGCCUCCCUGAGAAGUUUGUGUCUAUCUCUAGUUUCGCGUUCCCCGACACAUGACCAGGCUUCGAAGUUUUCAGCAUCUGUGAGACCCCCGAACUCAGCUUCUGGAAUUCUUGUGUCGCUGGCGUACUAGGACAUCAUUAUACGACAACAGCUUGGAAUUGCACGUCAUCAUCAUGUCCUUGGGUUCUUCUACCUUGCAAUAGAACACCCGGGAUAGUGCAAAUCCGAG
This is a messenger RNA of Suillus subaureus, 1227 nucleotides long. Its product is annotated as GPI biosynthesis protein family Pig-F-domain-containing protein. The coding region runs from base 87 to 932 and encodes 281 amino acids. NCBI's taxonomy places the organism in Eukaryota, Fungi, Basidiomycota, Agaricomycetes, Boletales, Suillaceae. The transcript is spliced from 6 exons. Gene Ontology annotation, cellular component: endoplasmic reticulum membrane. The record is from RefSeq and is a predicted model, not a curated record. Gene Ontology annotation, biological process: GPI anchor biosynthetic process.